This is a messenger RNA of Paramecium pentaurelia, 294 nucleotides long. NCBI's taxonomy places the organism in Eukaryota, Ciliophora, Oligohymenophorea, Peniculida, Parameciidae. The record is from the annotation of a GenBank genome assembly.
AUGGCAGACACAGCCUAAUAAAUAAAUGUUAAAUUAUGUGACAUGUCAAGUGAUUUAUUAAAAGAUGCUCAAUAUAUAAUUCUUGAAAACCUUAAAAAACAUAGUAAUGAAAGAGAUAUUGCAUAUUACAUUAAGAGAGAGUAAAUAUUUAUUACAAAUAAUAGAUUGGAUAAAAGAUAUACAGGUCCUUGGCAUUGUGUUGUUGGGAAAAAUUUUGGAAUUUUUGUUACACAUGAAGAAGGAUAUUAUUUGUAGGCAAUAAAGGGAUAAAUCACUAUAGUGGUUUGGAAAUGA